Besnoitia besnoiti is the source of this 2523-nucleotide messenger RNA. Its product is annotated as SPX domain-containing protein. NCBI's taxonomy places the organism in Eukaryota, Apicomplexa, Conoidasida, Eucoccidiorida, Sarcocystidae. The record is from RefSeq and is a predicted model, not a curated record. Gene Ontology annotation, cellular component: membrane; cytoplasm. Bases 1 to 2523 code for a protein of 840 amino acids. The transcript has 17 exons.
AUGAAGUUCGGCGCAAAGCUCGUCGCGUACGCCGUGCCGGAGUGGCGCGCCUCGUACAUCAACUACGGAGCUCUGAAGAAAUUGAUCAAACAGUGUCAAACCGACGUCGAGGCAGCAGGUGCCGUGGAGGAGCGCGAGCGGGCGAAGCGGCGCCGAAAGCUGCGGGAGGUGCCAGACCGAGAGAGCAAACUGAGACAACCGACGCAGCCUGGCGACCCCCCCACUGUUCCGCCCCUGUCCUCUGACGCGCCCUCGGCUGCGUCGCCUGGUCCUCCCGCGCUUUCUGGAGAGCAGGGCAGAGGACCCGCGCUCGGCUCCGCGUCUCAGCCGCUGCUCCGGGAGGGGCGUUCUGAGGCGGCUCACAGGGCGGACGGUUUGGAGGCCGCCGCGGAAGACACACGCGCCCGAGGCCCAAUCGAGAGCGCGCGGCAGACUGGUCUCCGCGCCUUCGAUGCGCUGCUCGAGAGCGAAGUCGCGAAAGUGGAGUCGCACUUCAACGAAGAGAUUAUCUUCCUCGUCGACCGGCUGAUGGCGAUUGAGGAGGAGCUGCUGCAGGUGGAAACAACCAAAAAACGCGGAACGGCGCUCAGAGGGGGAGGUGCCUCCGGCGCAGCAACAGACGAAACCGCAGACGCGAAAGGCGGCCGCGACCCGCGAGAGCCCUGUGGGGAUGGGGUCCAGGACUCUGCACACGAAGGCGGUAGCGGCGGCGACGGGCGAGCCGACGAGGCUGAGGAUCGCUGGAUCACGCCGGAGGAAGAAGGCGAAGAGGGCGGAAGUCCCGAAGCGGUCGUAGCAACCGAAGCCGAGGCGAGACUCGCACGCGUGCUGCCGGGGACGCAAGCUGCGCAAGACGAAGUCGCCGAAAAAGAAGCUCGCACAGCGUAUCUGCGGCGACUCGAGCGCAUGGUCCUGUCGAUUUUGGACACGCUGGAGAAGCUGGAGGGCUUUGCGAAGCUAAACACAGUCUGCGUCUACAAGAUUUUGAAGAAACGCGACAAGAAGCUGAAAACGCGACUGAUGCAAGCUGCCUUCGAGACCUACCAGAAACGACUCAACUCCCUCGUCGUGCCGCCGAGAAUCAAGAGCAAGAUCCUCGACUUGUACCGGCGCCUGAGUCGCGCGGCUGGCGACAAAGAGGAGACGCGAGAAGCGCUCACGUUUCAUCAACUCCAAAUGUCUGUUCAGAAGGACAUGCUCGCACGCCGCGGAGGCAUCUUCGGCUUCAGAGACAAGCUGCUCUACUUCUCGAUGGGCUGCAUGGUUAUCCUGUUCCUUAACAUCCUCGUUCUCUCCCUGGCGCCCUCCUCCAAUCCGCGUUUCAAACACCAAACGCUUCUGGCUUACCUCCCCAUCUACAGAUUUGUUUUUCUCUGCGCAUUUGGCACGAUGGCGAGCGCCGCUGCGAUCGCCACGAUGGAGCACUUUGGCGUGAACUACAAGUUUCUGCUUGAUAUCAACCCAAAGUGUCAAGUGGACUCGACGACGCUCUUUGGGAUCGCGGCGCUUCAGCAGUUCCUCUUUCUCCUCACCUUCACGGCCUUUCUGCUCGACUAUAAGUUCGCGGUUCUCGGCAACCACAACUUCUACUGGCUGUAUACGCUCGUCGCCAUUCUGCUCCAGCUCGGGCUCCUCGUGCUUCCGCAUCCGACCUUUCGCCUGACGUACCGCAGACAAAUUCUUGGAACUCUCAAACAAGUACUGCUCGCAGGCGUGUUCGCAGUCUCAGACGUCACGCUCGCUCAAAACAUCGUCGGCGACGUCCUCACGUCCUUCUCGAAGCCGCUUAACGACUUGCACUACAUUCUCUGCUACUACGCAACUGGCGUGAGUUACGACACGAAGCCGCAGUGCGCCGGCGACGCGGUGCUUCGGCCUAUGAUGGGCGGUCUUCCCUUCGUUCUUCGCUUCUGUCAAUGUCUCAUCAGAUACCGAGGGAGUAAGAAUGACGUGAAGGCGAGGCGCAUGCAUCUGCUGAACGCUGCGAAAUACGUCUCCGGUCUCCUCGUCAUUUUCUGCAACUCCGUUCCAUGGCAAGCUCUGGGCGUGUCACCUUACAGCGUGUGCCUGAUCUGGGUGUGCUCGUAUCUCCUCGGUACGAUUUACAUGUUCGCGUGGGACAUGAAAGUUGACUGGGGCUUGAUGCCAGAUCCUGACCACUUCAUCAGGACUGGCGGCAGUCUGAUGUAUCCGCGCUGGGUAUACCGCAGCAUCGCCAUGGGAAAUCUCGUCGGGCGGUUAACGUGGGCGAUGACCUUGAUGCCUUCGACUUUCGAUUCAGUCCGAGGAAAUCUGCUGAUUCUGCUCAUUUCGCUCAUCGAGAUUUGUCGGCGUGCAGCGUGGACUGUCCUGCGACUCGAGCAUGAGCAUUUGAGCAAUUCCUCCAAGUUCCGCGCGAUGCUUUGGGUGCCGCCGCUCUACCACGAUCCCUCACUGCUCCUCUUCGCAGGCCAGCGCGGAAACGGAAGGAAAGGAAAGGGAGAGGAGCGUCUCAGAAAGCCUUCUUCAGUGCUUUUCUCUUGA